Messenger RNA from Hydractinia symbiolongicarpus, 1908 nucleotides. RefSeq lists its product as uncharacterized. The record is from RefSeq and is a predicted model, not a curated record. Lineage: Eukaryota; Metazoa; Cnidaria; Hydrozoa; Anthoathecata; Hydractiniidae. Gene Ontology annotation, molecular function: metal ion binding. The transcript has 5 exons. Bases 1 to 1908 code for a protein of 635 amino acids.
AUGUGUUGCGAAACGAGCUGUCUUGUGAAAGAUGUUUAUAUAGUGGGGAAAACAAAUAGUUGCGAUCUAAGGGAAGAUGAGUAUUUGGCAGAGGCUGUUCGAAAUUUUACAUGUCUUUACCAUCAAAAUUGCAAAGAUUAUCGAGAAAAAUAUGGAGUGGCAAAUGCUUGGAGAAAAGUUGAACAGAAAUUGGGAUAUGACACUCGUUUGCAGCGCAGAACCCCUGGCGCUAAGUAUCAUAUCCGCCAGAUAUUAGGUUAUUUAGUUAGAUCCGAUACUCUAAACUUGCUGACAACAGUAUGGGAUUGUAGGUGCUCAUCUUAUAAGGGCUACUUAUCUGUUUUAAGACAAAUAUCUAUAUUUCUGUCAUUUGAGAAACGAAUUAUUUUAGCGAAUUCGUUUAUACCGUCUGAAGUAUUGAUAUUAAUCUGGUCCCUUACUACUGGUCAUCUCUCACGAAAACGGAAUGAGUGCGUAGCAGAGUUCUUGAGAAAUUUAAUAUAUUUAUGUCAAUGCAGGUUAUCUGGAUCAAGCAAGAUAUCAACUGCCAACUUACGUAAUCUGAACUCUAAUCAUAACCAAAAAGUAUUCCAAAUUUUUAACAUGCUUACUGCAAGAGCUUAUUAUCACAAAAUAGCAACUGCAAAGAACACUUCUCCAGUGAACGAAUCUAAUACCAAAAAGGUGUCACCAGCUCAAUGUACAAAGAAGGAAGAAAAUGGUCCAUUGUUAAUUUGCUUUCACUACAUGAAAAGAAAUUGUCGAAAUAAAAAUUGUCCUCGGUUACAUAUGUGUAAAGAAUUUCUGGUGGAUGGAAGGAAGUGUAAUCUAAAGGAUUGCAAGUUUGGAUUUUCCCACAGUCCUUUAGAUGCACACAACAAAAAGAUAAUGUUAAAAAAUGGAAUUCAAGAUAAAAAAUCAUCAGAGUUACUUAAACACCUUCGUAGUUCAUUUCCACGUGUGUGCAGCUACUACAGAGAAAAAUCUGGUUGCUCUAAACCUCAAUGUCGUAGAAUGCAUAUAUGUCUUAAAUUUUGCAUUGGCGAAUGCACCAACUUGAAUUGCGCUUUUUCGCAUAAUUUGAAAGACAAACACAACUUAGCAGUUCUUAGGUGCUUUUCGCUGCACAAGAUAUGGCAUAAGAAUAAGUCUACCGAAAAAGUAUUUAUUCUAUCAAAUAUUUUGUUUUCAAAGAUGAGUCAUACAUAUCCCAAAAAACAAACUUUGAGAUAUGCAUCUACUGGAGAUAUUGUAGAACGGAAUCCAAUAUACCACUCCACCUUAAGUUUAUCUGAGAAUAAUGUGGUUAAAGAAUCCCAAAGUGAUUUACAGGAGGACAAAGGCAGUGUUGAAUCGGAAGAGGAAGAAAGCAUUGAAUCGGAAGAUGAGGUACCAAGAGAGAAGGAUGUAUUUGAUUGCAUUCUUAAAAAUAAAUCAGAUGGUAUUUGUUUAAUAUCUGAUGUAUCCACCCUCCUUAACCUGGAUAAUGAAGAAUCUACGCUGUCAUGGUUACAAGACCACGAACACACAUUUCGAAUUGUCACAACUCCAAGCAAUGAGAGACAUGUUUAUUUGUUUCUCGCAGAAGUGCGACCGUGUUAUAAAUAUUGGCAGAUGAAUGUCGGGUGUACAAAGCCUGAUUGUAAAAUGUUUCAUAUAUGUCAAGCAUUUCUAUCAGGGAAGUCGCAUAAUAUGCGCACUUGUAAAUUGAACCAUAACCUGAAAGAUCCACGAGAAAAGAAGCUCAUGCAACAGUUGGAAUGGUCUGUGAAUGAGGAUCAAUUAUUACUAUUACUUAAAAUGCGAUAUCCAUACGUUUGUUCAUAUUAUACAAAGGAGAAUUGUGAAUAUGGUGAAGAUUUGUGUCCCAAUCUACAUGUUUGUAUCGAUUUUAUGGAAGGUAAUUGA